Molecule: messenger RNA, 1674 nt
Organism: Penicillium canescens
Lineage: Eukaryota; Fungi; Ascomycota; Eurotiomycetes; Eurotiales; Aspergillaceae
Product: sugar porter family MFS transporter
Exons: 4
Coding region: 1-1674 (557 amino acids)
Biological process (GO): carbohydrate transport; transmembrane transport
Cellular component (GO): membrane
Molecular function (GO): carbohydrate:proton symporter activity
Source: RefSeq, a predicted model, not a curated record
AUGGCGGAAAUGGCCGAUGAAUCGAAUAGGGACUCCCGCGCCAAGGCGGCAAUGGAAAACCGCUGGACAUCGUUACUGCACAACCCCAAACUAAUAGUUAUUGCUCUCUUCGCGUCGGUUGGCGGAUUUGAGUAUGGGUAUCAGCAGGGAGUCCUGGGCCAGUCCCUUGUCAUGACGCGCUUUACGGACAACUUCCCUUCGGUCGUUGCAUCCUCUAGCGCGACUGGAUGGCUCACUUCAAUCUUGCAACUGGGUGGUAUACUCGGCUCUCUAUCUGCAGGAAUUCUGGGCGAGAUAUUCUCUCGGAAGUAUACGAUGUUUUCGGCCUGUUGUUGGGUUGUCCUAGGGAGCUACCUUUAUUGUGGAGCCACUUACCACAAGCCAGGCUUGCUGUAUGCAGGGAGAUUUUUCACCGGUCUUGGGGUUGGUACUUUCAGUGGUGUCGGUCCCCUUUAUAACGCCGAGCUAUCAGCUCCAGAGCUUCGCGGGUUUCUGGUAUCUUUUUACCAAUUUGCUACUAUUUUCGGAAUUAUGCUGUCUUUCUGGAUAGGGUAUGGAAGUAACAAUAUUGGCGGCAUUGGAGAAACGCAAUCGAACCUUGCAUGGCAGCUCCCCUCUAUCAUCCAAGGCAUUCCAGCUGUACUGCUUGCAGGAGGGAUCUGGUGGCUUCCUUUUUCUCCGCGCUGGCUUGUCAAGAAGGGUAGAGUUCAGGAGGCGCUUACUACAUUAGCUUACCUGCGCAAUCUGCCCGAGGACCAUGAGUUGAUUCAGGCAGAACUCAAGGAGAUCGAGGCAGAGUGUCUCUUCGAGAAGCGCUCCUUUGCCAAAACUUUCCCGAACCUGGCAGCCAAGGAGCAAGGAAGUAUAUUGGUUCGCGAGUUUGCCCAGUAUUAUCAAAUCUUCCGAACAUGGGACAAUUUUAAGCGGGUCGCAAUCGCAUGGCUUAUCAUGUUCUUCCAGCAAUGGAGUGGUAUUGAUGCGAUCAUUUACUAUGCCAGCACUGUGUUCCAAAGUUUGGGUUUGACUGGGGGUACUCAGGCACUAUUAGCCACGGGUGUCACUGGAGUAGUGUUCUUUGUAUGCACUCUCCCAGCCAUGCCUCUCAUCGAUAGAGUUGGUCGAAAGCCCAUGCUUUAUGCCGGCUCGGCCGUCAUGUGGAUUUCGAUGGUGCUGGUUGGCAUAAUUGUCGCAAAGUUUGGAAAUGACUUUGCUCACCAUUCAGAUGCUGGCUGGGCGGCAGUGGCUUUCAUCUGGAUCUAUGUCGGCGCAUUUGGUGCUACCUGGGGACCAGUAUCAUGGACACUUGUAGCAGAAAUAUUCCCCCUGUCUAUUCGUUCAAAAGGCUCGUCUUUCGGUGCAUCAAGCAAUUGGGUCAACAACUUCGCUGUUGCCUUCUUCGUUCCACCUAUGUUUCAGACUUGGAAAUGGGGCACAUAUAUUUUCUUUGCAGUCUUUCUUGCGGCUAGCAUUGUAUGGAUUUAUUUCUUCCUCCCAGAGACCAAAGGCGCGACAUUGGAAGAGAUGGAUCGUGUUUUCAAGAGUCGCUCGGGGGAGACGGACAUGAUUAUGCUAGAUGAGGCACGUCGGGACGUCGCGAUAUCCCACGAUGCAGCUCUGGAUGUGGAGAAAGAGAUGGUAAGUCACGAGGAAGAGCGUGACUCGUUGAAACGGUAA